UAAACCAGACGGAGAGAGAGUGAGAGAGUGAGAGAGAGGAGAAAAGCCAUCAUCGCUCCUGGAGAUCAAUAAGCGGGCCACACAGAGAGCAGACGGAUACAAGCCCUCUUGCCUCCCGCUCUGUCGCAUCCAUCCAUUCUCUUAUCCAUCCAUCUAUCCAUUCAUCCAUCCAUUCAUCUCCAAGGGCGGUUCAAGGGGUGACGAGACCAGACGGACACAUGUUAUGCCGUGCGUAAAGCGUGACCCCCUCGGUGUGUUUUUUACACGUUUUUUGCAUCUGUUUCGCACUUGGAGCCACUGACAUGAGGAGCUGAAACCGACACCGAGCCAACAAUGAAAAUGCUCCGGUUUCGCAGCCCCAGCAUCCGCUCCUUGGACCAGGAGGUCCUCUGCACGAUCCGAUUACUGGACGACUCCGAGAUCUCCUGCACCAUCCAGAAAGAGACCAAAGGCCAGUUCCUAUUGGACCAUGUUUGCAAUCACUACAACCUGCUGGAGAAGGACUACUUUGGUAUACGAUACGUAGAUCCUGAGAAACAAAGGCACUGGCUGGAGCCCAACAAGCCUGUGGUGAAGCAAAUGAAGUCAGCUCUGCAGCCGUUCACAAUGUGCUUCCGGGUCAAGUUCUACCCCCACGAGCCAAUGAAAAUUAAGGAGGAGCUCACCAGGUAUCUCCUGUACCUCCAGCUGAAGAGAGACAUCUACCACGGCCGCCUCCUGUGUCCCUUUGCUGAGGCGGCGUACCUGGGAGCCUGCAUCGCACAGGCUGAGCUGGGAGAUUAUGACCCAGAGGAGCAUCCAUCAGACUACAUCAGAGACUUCAAGCUAUUCCCUAAACAGUCCCUCAAACUGGAGAGGAAGAUUAUGGAAAUACACAAAAAUGAGCUCAGGGGUCAGUGUGCAGCCUUGGCAGAGUUAAAUAUGCUUCAAAGAGCCCACAGCCUGGAAACGUAUGGAGUCGACCCUCAUCCAUGCAAGGACUUUACAGGCUCAACUGCCUUUCUGGGCUUCACAGCCACGGGGUUUGUGGUUUUCCAGGGAAACAAGAGGAUUCACCUCCUCAAGUGGGGUGAUGUAAGCAAGCUAAAGUUUGAAGGCAAAACCUUUUAUGUCAUUGGAGUCCAAAAAGAGAUUAACUGUACUGUUUGUAAUCCUGUCCACCAUCACACACAAUCUAUAUGUGUGUCGCUGUUUCAGAUCUCCUUAACAGGCAGGAUUCAAUGUAACAGGAUGAAAAAGCUGGUGUUGACAUUUCACACCUCGACUCCUGCAGCGUGUAAGCACCUAUGGAAGUGUGGGGUGGAGAAUCAGGCCUUUUACAAAUGUGCGAAGUCGAGUCAGAUAAAGACCGUCUCAAGCAGUAACAUCUUCUUCAAAGGCAGCAGGUUCAGAUACAGUGGAAAAGUAGCAAAGGAAGUGAUAGAGGCCAGCUCCAAGAUUCAGCGAGAUCCACCCGAGGUUCACAGAGCUCAGUUUGGUCAGAGUCGAAGCUUUAACUCUCUGAGCCAUAAAAACCUGAUCAUGAACAUGGAGCCUCUGGUACCCGCACUGCCAUCCACCAACGAAUACGAAGAGGCGGCAGCAGACCCCGCAGGUGUUGUUGCUGUGAAGGAUCCAGUUCCUCUGUCUCCUCUCGAACCCUCAGCGGCAGCAGCAGCAGACACAGAACAAUCAUGUGCAGAGAGGAGAAGCUCUUCUUUGAUCAAUGACCUGCAGCCUCACUGUGUCUCCAUGGAAACCCCAUACCUCUCACCCCUAACACCAAAAGCUGAAGACGGACUGGAGGAAGACGACGAUGGCGGCGGUGCACUCACCAUCUCUGAACUUGCAUACAGCCCCUGCGUCAGCAUGCUCCCCACCCCAGUGGAAGACAGUCAGGGAGGGGUCAACCAGCUCUUCUCCAGUCCUGUCCAGAGUCCCGCUAGAUUGCUGAGAGAGCUCCAUGCUGACCCCGACAUCCAGGCCCAGUUGGAGGCCGACAGGGAGCGAGACCGUGAAUUUGAACGCACUCGCCUGGCUACCAGAAGUCGAAUGAGCGGAGUCCUGGCCAGUAGCCUGCAGCUGCUUUCGUCCAAUGAGAGAGUAAACACCUGGGUGCUGGGGGUAGCCAGGUUUGUAGCUGUGCUCAUGGGGGUCCUGCUUAUCACUGUGCCCACACUGCUGCUGCUGCUGGAGUCGGACAUCGACGUGUCGUUCCUCCACGAGAUCCGACAGACACCAGAGUUUGAGCAGUUCCACUACGAGUACUACUGCCCGCUUCGACGCUGGAUUCUGUGCAAGAUCAGCAUGGCCAUGGAGAACCUGUGGUCUGACUAGGCAAGACAGAGAAAUCAGUGAUGAAUCAAGGAAAAAGGAAAAAGCUGGGCCCAAAUGUCUGUUUAACAUGUGAUUUGUUGUGAGUCUUAAAAAGCGAUGCCUCUUAAGGUAGACAAUUCAACCUGCCAAUGAGGUGAAGGAAAAUCGCUUGUUUGAAUUGAGUCAGUGCGUACUAAACACUUUGGAAACAAGUAUUGUUCUUUCUCCUCAUUGGUAGAACGACUUACCUCUUAGUAAAACUGAAACUAGGGAGGGAAAUCCUUCUUUAUUAUGAAGUUGAAUCACUUGAUAAGACUGACAUUUCUGCCAAGAACUACCUGAGAACAAAAAGGGAAGUCAUGGAGGGAAGGGAAACGGAAAAAUGUAUUAGUUUUAUUGUUUUUAUUUUCCUUUAGAUUUUAAGGCCUCUCCACUCCUGAUGCUGACAAGUGCAGCCAAAGCCUCUACAGUAGGCUUCACAAACUGUUCUGAUUGGUGUUCAUCCUUCCAACCAGAUCACCUGAUUGGCUAUUAAGUCUGUCAGUCAUGACGGAGUGGGUGGGAAAUGAAAAAGAAAAAAUACAUACUCACCAGUAAACAAAAGCAUCAAUCUGAGCAACAGAUUUAAAAAAAAAAACUACACCAAGAUAUUAAAAAUUGCUACCAAUAUCAGAAACGUUGUUUUUAAAGUUUUGUACAUUUUUAUGUGAUUCAGAUAUUUCAGGAAUUUUUCAGUCAGAAGAUCUACUUUGAGCUUAUUUUCAAAUUAAGAGUUUACAAAAGAUUACUAAAAAAAAAAAAAGCUAAUUUACUGAGGUUUAUCAGAAUGAAGGGUGUUGAGAAACUAUUUUUUUAAGACUACUGUCAACAUGUGUUGUCUUUGUGGUAGAAAUCUGGUUUUACUCCAGCAGAGGUUAGAGCACAAAUCCUUCAGCUUUUUCGGAUUAUUUGAUGUCAUCAUGAAGGAAAGCCGUAGAGAAAAACAAACCAGUUUGUGACGUUAGGAUGUCCUUUGUGGAACCGUUAAGUGUUUUAAAUGUUAGCUCAUGCAUUAGCAUUCAUCUUUCAACAUGAUACUUUCAACAAAUGCAGCAAAGAAGAGAAAAGAAAAGGGAAGGGAAGUGAAGACGCUUCUAAUUAGUGAAACUGAGAAUCGCUGUUUGGUGAUUUAUGAUUUUGAAGAAGUUUGUGUUAGCACAAAGUAAAGAAACAUAAGUGAAUCUUUAGGUUGGUUUGGUUGAAUGGUUCUCAUACUUUUGAUUACAAGUACCACUAGGUACUAUUAACUGGGUCAGUGCCUCUUUUUGCAAUUUGACUUUGCCAGUGAACAAGCCAUUUCACACACCCAGCUGAAACCAGAUAUUUACAUACACUCUGUAAAAAUAAGCAGAUUAUUUUUCGUCUUUGUCUCACAAUGAACAAGACUUGAUAUGUUGCUGUUGUCGCUGCCAGCAGUAUUUUUAUUUGCUGAAUGUCAGAGUAAUGAGAACAAAUUACUGUCAAUUAUAGCUCAGUACUAUAAAUUCAGAGGCACUAAGAUUUGAGAAAUGCUGCCAUGGCUUUGUGAGAUUAAGCUGCUUGAAAACAUUGGCCUUGUAAAAAUCUAUUCAGUAACUGUUAGUUUUAUUGUUUAGGGAGGUUGGAUACAUGUUGAAUUAUUAGUUGCUGCAGUCUUACUUAAGACAAUCAGUAGGUUUUUAAUUUGGUGCCCAUUUCUAAUAGUUUUGCUAUUUGGUUUCUGUUGCAUGCGUCAUGUCAUUGACUAAAUUUGAAAUCCCAUCUGAAAAACAGUCCCAUUUUACUUUAAGAGCUGUUUUAAUCAUUUCUUUCUCCAACAUUUCUGCAUGUGUUACACUCGCUGUUUGUUUUUCCUAAAAAAUUGGCUGUUACUUUUUGUAAACACCCUAAAUUUAGUAAAUAACACUGAUUUCCAAUUCAUUUUCAGACCCGAUUUCCUUGAUAAAUCAAACACUGCAUAAUAUUAAAACUAGCAGUGGUACUUGUACCACAAUGUGAGAACCACAGGCCUAGUCCAAUCAUGCAAACAGUUCACUGGUGUAAAAGAAAUACCAAACAUAUUUACCCUUCACAAACACAAAUUUGAACUAAUUUGUAUUCAUUUUUAGGAUAAUCCGUAGAAAUGCCUACUCACUCCACCUUUGCUGUAGUUCUAGAUAAAGUUACAAAAGUAUUUAAAGAGAUAAUUGCUUGGAAAAGUAGUUGAGGAACUUGCUGCAUUGGAGUAUCUUACUGUCAUUCAGUUCUUUGUUUUGUGAAUCAUUAACGUAAUACAAGAGAAGAAAAUCUGGGAUGAAAUCAUCCGAGACUGAAAAAUAUACAACUAUCAGUAAAUUAUUAAUAUGUAAAGGCUACGGAAGGCAAACAAUGGUGAGCAUGGGUCUUAGACUAAAAGAAACUAUAAUAUGUAGCUUACUCUCAGGAAAGCUCAACUGUUUAUGUUAACAUGAAAACAGAUGUAACACAACGGAUACAUUAACACACAUUACAGUCACACAUUGUGCUUUUCUGGACACCAAAGCAGUUUAUGUGGAACAAGAUAUUAUUACGGCUGCAGAUCGUCUGCCUAAUUUAAUCAGCUGUGUAUGCAUCAUGUCAUUCUAAUAGGAACUGGAACAUAAAGUGUCUCCUUCAAUGCACUUUGACUGACUAAAGUAACAUUUACCUUACAUACAGAUGUCACUUUUCAUACAGUCUGUGAGACUGCAGCACACAGUCUAACAUCAAAUUCUCUUCUAUCUGAUGUCUUAUGAUCAGCUGUAUUGCUAUGUGACUUUAUACACUUUAUGCAUUUGCAAGUUUUAUGCAUAGGAAAUAUGCAGUAACAACAGAAACAUGUACUUUAAGACAGAGCAUUUAUUUUCCUACGACAGCACAUGCACUGAAUUUCAUAGGUGAAACCAAGCAAAGGCCAAAACGCUAUGAUGGCGUUUACUUUAAAUGUCACAGAUCUGAGUUCAGUUUUGCUUCACUGUGGAGGAUGAACCUGACCCAUAUGCACUGACACUGUAAAAUAAUUCCCAUCCAAUGACAGACGAAUAUGUCUUUUUUUCCUAAAUGUAAUGACAUCAAAAAGACUUGGGAUACUUUGCAGAACAAACAAAAAAAGACUAUGUAAACACAUCAUUUACACAUGUACAUUUAUAAAGACAUAGUUUGUCACUGGUUUUAGUCUUUGAUUGCUGUGCUGCAACUUUUAUAUUAGUUCACUGGCUCCAUUAGCUCUCAGUGCAAACUGCAUGUCCUCAUCUGUAAAUAUUGUGUUUAUAGUUGUGGUUUAAAUAUGAAAAAAAACAAGAACAGGCCCACUGCAGGUAAAGAUUUUCUCCUUUCUUCCCUAUGUAUGUCUUUGUGUAAAGAGGCUUGGCUGUCUCAUCCAUUUUAAAAUAAUGCUUGUUAUCUGUGUUUCUAUCAACUGAGAGAGGAACAUUCAUCCCACACAUUCUUGAAAGUUUUUGUUCUCAUUCAUAAUUAGGCUUUCAUUUUAUUUAUCUACUUGAUAUUGGUUACACGUGGUUUUCUGUACCAACUCUGUAAGAAGUUCCUUUCAGAUAAAGCAUAAAAAUGUUCUCAAAUAAUUCAAGAAGUUUUGGAAAUGUAUAUUUCUUCUGGCCCUCAAAAAGAAGCUGUAAAAUACUUGAAGAGUUGGCUUCAUCAUGCUAAGCUAUGUCAUUGUAAGCCAUUAAAGCUAAGCUAAUCUCAUUGCUAACAGCAUGCUUGCAUGUUAGCUGCCAAAAAGCUGGAUUCAUGUGAUUUUAGUUGAGAGAAACAUACAUUUAACAGGACUCCAGUCAUUGUCAACAUACUGUAUAUGUUCAGUUUGUGAAAGCAAAUGUAAAAACCCUUAACCUCUGCAAACAAUGAAAAAAAAACCUUUUGGUUCUGAAAACUCACCAUAGCCCAGUGCUUCUCAAUUCCAGUCCUCAGGGCCCCCUGCUCUGCAUGUUUUAGCUGUACCCCUAUUUCAGAACAGCUGAAAUGAUUGCAUUACCUGUUCUACAGCCAUCAAGUACUGCAGAAGCCUAUUAAUCACUCAUAGAUUCAAUCCAGGUGUGUGGCAGCAGGGAAACACCUAAAACAUGUAGGGCAGGGGGGCCUGAGGACCGGAAUUGAGAAGCACUGCCAUAGCCUGAUAUGACAUGUAGCACGCCACUGUAGCUUAUUUAUCAGUUCUGUUAGCAUUCUUUGAUGGCAUUUGAUUUGAGUUUGUAGCUCCUGUUUUGAGCUAAUUAGCCUCCCGUGUUUGAUAACCCAGUAGUUUUGAUGGAGAGUAGGCCUGCAGCUGACAGUGGUUGUGAUUUGAAUCACGAUAAAUCACGACAUGAUGCACCAGCUGAUGUCACUUGAGUUGUUAAUGAUAUGGUCCUUUAAUCAUAAUUUCAAAUUCAAAACUGAAUUUUCUGUCAUCCAAAUCAAAUUUGACAAAGAAAAUAAUACCUGAAAUUUAAAUUGUAUAAAAUUAUCAACUGUUUUUAGCAAAUGUAUUUAAGAUUAUAAAACUCAGGUCUUAUAUAUGCAAAAAAUGCUGGAUAAUAAGUAAAAGGGUGCGGGAAGUGUGUUAAUUCAAUGUUUUAUGUGCAUGUACAGUAGCAGAUUAUCUUGCUCGGUUCCUCUGGUGUUUUUUUUUCAAUUGUCAACCAAACUGAUUGUUUUGGUUACAGUUCCUGUCAGAAGUUUACAUACAGCCAUCAAGUGACAUGGAUGUAAUAUUGAUUUGAGGAUUUUUCUUGAACGUUUAUGUUUUGAGUGUGGACAAGUCAAAAUUAUUCUGAAAGUUAGUAGGUUUCCUCAAAGACAGUAGCCAAAGAAUCUUAAGUGAUAUAUCAGCCAGUGGAAAUGUCUGGCUAUACAUUUCAUGAUUAAUUAUUUAUGAAAUAAACAAAAUCCACAGUAAAUCUGUGCACUCAGUUCCUAUCUUCCAAAAUUUUUUAUGUUGUUUAUUGUAGUAUCCAUCCAACCUGGAAAAAGUAAAAUUUCAAUGCAUUACAAAGAACCCAAAAUAUGAUGGCUGUUUGUAAACUAUGGACUGGGGUUGUAGCUUUUGCUGUUUAAGUUUACUUUUUUAUUUUUAGACAGUUCUUUUUGUUGUUUGUUUUGGAUUGUUUUUUUCUUUUCAGUCUCUUUGACUAAGCCACUCUGGGAGAUUUUUCUUUUUAAAAACAAUCUGAAAAAAAAGAAAGAAUAAAGAAAACCAGAGACAACCAAGCCUUAUGAAUUUUGUGGAGUAAAACUUUGAAUGUUUGUAUGUUCUAAAAAAUAAACAUGGAUUGUUUUCUAUGUUAAUACUGCCACAAUAAAGAUCCCUAAAGAA
This is a messenger RNA of Xiphophorus couchianus (Monterrey platyfish), 7624 nucleotides long. It is a transcript of the gene frmd3, whose product is annotated as FERM domain containing 3. The transcript has 16 exons. The record is from RefSeq and is a predicted model, not a curated record. Lineage: Eukaryota; Metazoa; Chordata; Actinopteri; Cyprinodontiformes; Poeciliidae. Gene Ontology annotation, molecular function: cytoskeletal protein binding. Bases 334 to 2316 code for a protein of 660 amino acids. Gene Ontology annotation, cellular component: cytoskeleton. Gene Ontology annotation, biological process: actomyosin structure organization.